UACGUCACAUGACGCAGCCCAUCAUGGCGCCGGGAGCGCGGCUGCCUGGGCCCGCGGCUCCGCAGGGUCGCUGCUGUUGCUACUGUUGAGAGGCAGCGGAGACGGCAGCGCAGACCCGCGGGAAUGAUGGUGUUUCUCCAGCCGGAGCGGCGGGUGCGGACCAGAAGCCAGGUUGAGUUUGGGCCGAAGCAACGCGUGCUCUGGAGCAGCCAGCGCGGGUGCCGCUGAGGCAGGACCGACUGGCGGACGGACCGACCCUCGGAAGGCGACCCGAGAGCCGGCCCCAAGGGGCCGCGCCGUGGUCGAGAUGCCGGGGCCGCCCGCAUUGCUGCUGCUGCUGCUGCUGCGCCUGGUCAUCGGUUUUGCCGGGGCCGCGCCACUUCCGCAAACAGGUGCAGAUGAAGCACCUGUUACAGAAGUUCCCUCAACAUUUGUGAUCCUGUCUGUGUGCAGUUUAAUGAUAUUAAUAGUGUUAAUUGCAAACUGUGUUUCCUGCUGUAAAGACCCAGAAAUAGACUUUAAGGAAUUUGAAGAUAAUUUUGAUGAUGAGAUAGAUUUCACACCACCAGCAGAAGACACCCCAUCUGUUCAGUCCCCAGCAGAGGUCUUCACACUCUCAGUACCAAAUAUUUCACUCCCAGCUCCAUCACAGUUCCAGCCUUCUGUGGAAGGUUUGAAGUCUCAAGUUGCCCGCCACAGUCUAAACUAUAUACAGGAAAUUGGAAAUGGCUGGUUUGGAAAGGUCCUCCUUGGAGAGAUUUAUACAGGCACAAGUGUAGCACGAGUAAUAGUGAAAGAGUUAAAAGCAAGUGCAAGCCCAAAGGAACAAGAUACUUUUUUGAAAAAUGGGGAACCUUACUAUAUUCUUCAGCAUCCAAAUAUUCUCCAGUGUGUUGGACAGUGUGUAGAAGCAAUUCCGUAUCUUCUGGUGUUUGAGUUCUGCGACUUGGGCGACCUGAAGGCUUACCUGCGCAACGAGCAAGAGCAUGUGCGGGGCGACUCGCAGACCAUGCUGCUGCAGAGGAUGGCAUGUGAGAUCGCUGCGGGGCUGGCCGCUAUGCACAAACUGCACUUCCUGCACAGUGAUUUAGCGCUGCGAAAUUGUUUUCUUACCUCUGACUUAAAUGUGAAAGUGGGAGAUUAUGGAAUCGGAUUCAGCAGGUACAAGGAAGAUUAUAUUGAGACAGAUGAUAAAAAAAUUUUCCCUCUGCGAUGGACUGCACCAGAAUUAGUAACCAGCUUCCAAGACAGACUACUGACUGCAGAUCAAACUAAGUAUAGUAAUAUCUGGUCUCUAGGUGUGACACUUUGGGAGCUUUUUAAUAAUGCUGCUCAGCCCUAUGCAAACCUGUCUGACCUGGAUGUCCUCAAUCAGGUCAUCAGGGAGAGAGAUACAAAGCUCCCAAAGCCACAAUUGGAACAACCCUAUUCCGAUAGAUGGUAUGAAGUUUUACAGUUGUGUUGGCGGUCACCAGACAAACGGCCAGCAGCUGAAGACGUGCACAGACUGCUGACAUACCUGCGCAUGCAGAGCCAGCGGGACCCAGAAGUGGACUUUGAGCAACAGUGGAACGCUCUCAAGCCAAACACCAACAGCAGAGACACCUCAAGCAAUGCCGCAUUCCCAAUUCUUGACCAUUUUACCAGAGAUCGGCUUGGUCGAGAGAUGGAAGAGGUCCUCACAGUGACUGAAACAAGCCAGGGGCUGAGCUUCGAAUAUGUGUGGGAGGCCGCCAAGCAUGAUCAUUUUGACGAGCGCAGCCGGGGACACCCAGAUGAAGCCUUGUCCUACUCCAGCGUCUUCUUUCCUGUUGAAGUGUUCGAAAGCUCCCUUUCAGAUCCCGGGCCUGGGAAACAAGAUGACAGUGGCCAGGAGGUCCCCCUUAGAGCCCCUGGAGUGGUUCCUGUUUUUGAUGCUCACAACCUUUCUGUUGGAAGUGACUAUUACAUCCAGUUAGAAGAAAAAAGCAGAAGCAACUUGGAGCUCGAUUACCCACCUGCAUUGCUCACAACGGAAAUGGAUAACCCAGAAAAGACAGGAACUGAGGCAUCCCAGUUGACAGCCCUCAAGAACCUUGACUUUGAGGAAUCUAGUACAGAUGAGGAUUUCUUUCAGAGUAGUACAGAUCCUAAAGAUUCUAGCAUAGCUGAAGACUUCCAUGUUACCAGUGGCCCUGAAAGCCCUUUCAACAAUAUAUUCAAUGAUCUUGAGAAAACUGAGGAUUUGCCCAGCCACCAAAAUAUAUUCAACUUAAUGGAACUCAAUGGGGUUCCUGCUGACUUUAAGCCAACUACAUUAGGUUCGGGUUUGGAGGAUCCCAGAAAGUCAAGAAUAACCUGCCACUCAGACAGAGAAAAGCCCCAUAAGCUUUUUGACCAUGAGCCUUUUUGUUUAUCAGAAAAUCUUUUGCAUCAAGAUCACUUUGAUUCAUUGAAUGUUCAAGAAUUGUCAGAAAACUUUUUAUUUCUUCAAGAGAAAAACUUACUAAAAGGCUCACUGUCCAGCAAGGAGCUUAUAAAUGAUCUUCACACAGAACUUAAGAAUGCUGGUUUUACUGAAGCUCUGAUGGAAACAUCACAUAGAAACUCUCUAGACAGUGAGCUUAAAUUUCCUGAAGAUACACCCAGCUCUCCUUUGUCACAGGAGAACACAAGCACCAAGGUUGAAGAUGCAGGUGUCAAGGUUACCACUCAGAGCACCUCAGCACCAUCUUUCCUGGAAAUACCGACACCACCUACCUCUCUCACAGCAAAAGAAACACUUCUUGGUGGCCCCUCAGAACCACUCUCGAAGGCAGGAGAAAGCAAGCCCACAGGUUUGGACUGCAGCAUCCCUGAGGACUGUCCAUGCCAGGACCCUACCCCAGACUCGGUGACUGCCCGCACUGAAUUUCCCUCCACUGAUGCCAACACCCAUAUUGUGGACCAUAGGCCCCCUGACAGGACUCACCAAAAUAAGGAGGCCUUAAAACUAACCAAAAGGGAUGCUGCCCUCAUGGAUGGUAUUCUUGCCAAUCAGGCCAGUACAGAAUCCAGACAAGACUUACAAAACCAGCCCUUUUCAGAAGACCAGCAUGGUGGCAGUUUGCAGAAGAAAAACUUAGAAGCUAUUGAGACUUUAAAUCAGUUCAAUUCUAAAGAUGCCACCAAAGACAUAGGCUUGGCAUCCACCCUUUCCUCAGAUUCUACCAGCCAGGACAGCCUCCUGGAAGACAGCUUAUCCACAGCCAUCCCGACCUCUGAGCAAUCAGUGGAAACCCCAGACUCCCUGGAUUCUGUGGAUGUCCACGAAGCAUUACUGGAGUCCUUAGUCUCCCACACCCCUCAGAAACUCCUACCCCCUGAUAAGCCAGCAGACAGUGGCUAUGAAACGGAGAACUUGGAGUCUCCUGAGUGGACUCUGCAUCCUGCCCCCGAGGGCACCUCAGAUUCGGACCCAGCCACUGCUGGAGACCUUGGGCAGAGCAGCUUGCCCCCCAACCCAGUCAUCGUCGUCUCAGAUGCAGCCAGUGGCCACAGAGGUGCAGAAGGCACCUCACAGACCUUUGCCUCAGGCUCGCAGAGCUCCUAUCGAGACUCUGCAUACUUCUCGGACAAUGACUCGGAGCCAGACAAAAAGUCUGAGGAGGUCCCAGGAGCCUCCACCUCAGCCUUGCUGUUAAUAAAAGAUCAGUCACAGCCUGAGUCAGUCAUCCCAGAGCAAAGCCCAGGUGCCAAAGAUGGCUGCCUAGAAGCCACCAAAAGCCAGCCCAAUCAAAGUUACCCGUUGAUUCUAGAAAAUCCCAGUAACCUGCAGUUAGAAAUGUUGGAGCCAGCACAGACAGAUGUUUCCAGACAGACACAUCCUGUGGAAGAUGAGGCCAACAGCCCCUUAAGUUUGCUGAAUUCAGAACUGAGCAGUGGUGAUGACUUUGAGACACAGGAAGAUCACCCCUGCACCCUCACUUCCACAGGAACCAACACUAAUGAACUCCUUGCGUACACAAACGCUGCUAUAGACAAAUCCUUCUCCAGCCACUCUGAGGGUCCCAAGCUGAAGGAGCCCGACAUCGAAGGGAAAUACCUGGGGAAACUCAGCGUGUCUGGGAUGCUCGACCUGUCCGAGGAUGGGAUGGACGCCGAUGAGGAGGAUGAAAACAGUGACGACUCUGACGAGGACCUGAGGGCCUUCAACCUGCACAGUCUCAGCUCUGAGUCAGAAGAUGACACGGAGCACCCUGUGCCAGUGAUCCUCAGCAAUGAAGAAGACAGUCGGCAUUUGCGGAGCCUCCUGAAGCCGGCAGCAGCUGCAACAGUGGCCAUCAGUCAGCUGCCCGAAGACUGGAAGAAGGAAAAAAAGGCAGUCACUUUUUUCGAUGAUGUCACAGUCUAUCUGUUUGACCAGGAGACCCCAACCAAAGAGCUGGGGCACUGUGGAGAAGAAGCACACCACCCUGGGCCCAGCAGCUCGGCACCCACCUCAGACUCACCCUAUCUGAGCAGGUGUAUAAACUCUGAGAGUUCCACGGAUGAAGAAGGUGGAGGCUUUGAGUGGGAUGAUGACUUCUCCCCAGAUCCUUUCAUGUCAAAGACAACAAGCAGCCUUCUAGGUUCCAAGCCUUCCCUUCAGCCGUCCAAGUACUUCUCCCCUCCACCGCCAGCCCGGAGCACAGAGCAGAGCUGGCCACACGUGUCACCCUGCUCCAGGUUCUCCAUCUCUCCCGCCAACAUUGCCAGCUUCUCUCUCACGCACCUCACUGACUCGGACAUUGAGCAAGGAGGCAGCAGCGAAGAUGGAGAAAAGGAUUAGGUGGCCUCGCAUACAGUCUCCAGGCCAGACUGUUCUGACCCAUGAGCCCAAGCAGCAGCAGCAGCUGCCGUGAGACCUGAGGACCCUGGAGGCCACGCUCGGCGGCUGUCCCAGCCACCCACUGCAGCCGCACCCUGAGGGCCUCUCACACUUGCAGCGCUCACACUCUGAUCGUCCGAAUUGCUUGGGGGAAACUGCGUGGCAGGGUGUGCUGUUUUCUGUGCUGCUGUCUUUUGUGUCCACACCUGUUGCCUCCGGGUCUGGACAUGAGUGCCACGGAGGAUGCCCCAGGGGAAUGGUCACAAGUGAGCCAUAUUUACUGUUUUAAAAGAAAUCACUAAUUGCUCUGUAAUUGCACUGUGGAUAAGUGUUCCAAGAGUCCCCAAUAUUGUACAGAAUCGUAAAUUAUUCAAGGAAAAUAAGGCAGGUCAAGCUGGUGCUAUCCACUAGUUUGAUUUUUUUUUUUUUUUUUUUCCUGUUUGAUAGUUUGUUUGCCCUGCAUGGUACUUGUAAAGCUUAAAUAUUUUGAGUGAUAUGCUGUCUUCAGAAUUAUUGGAGCUGUAUAUAUGGUACUGUUUCAUACAUGAUACUGAUUCUGAAUGUUAGUGUUUUAUGUUCUUAUAGGAAAUAUUUUUGAUGAGUCCCAAAAUACUGCUCUGUUACUUACAAUGAUUGAAUCAAACAUGUUUCGUCUCUUCCCUAGAAGGUGGUUUCCCUGUGGCAAAUACAGCUUCUCUGGGCUGCCAAAAUCUUGCAGCCUCCCUAUAAGAUUCCCUCAUCCCCCUGGUGUUUAAGACUGACAGGGGCACCCCACACUCAGUUUUGGAUUGCAGUGUGGUGUGGCAGGUCAGGCUGUGGGAGUCCUGCUGAGUCCUCCUUUUAAGAAGGUGGACGCCUCAGAGGCAUACAUGUUCCCAUGAGGGGCUCUGGCUGCGUGAGGAGGAUUGGUCCACUGCAGGUGGUAUUGUUUCAAGCUCUUAAAACAUUUCCAGAGCUGGAUUUUCAGCUUGGCACCAUUCCAAGUCCAGCCAGGAGCGGCCAAUCUCUGUGACCCAGAACAACACCGCAUUGCACAGCCGUGCUCACUCUUCUUCGCAGCCAUGGAAAAGGGCAAAGGGACCACAGCAGAAGCCCAGCAGCUGAUGCAUCCUCCUUAGCGGGUUCAUGGUCUUCACAGCUCCCAGGGCCCAGCUGCCUGGCCCUUUCCUCCUGCUGUAGGCACCAAGUCCUCUUCUUGCUUUGAAAGGAACUGAGCAUCUCCAAUGUGGCUUCGUCUAAAACCAGUGUCCUUCACACAAAGCUGACCUCAUUGUCCUGGCCUAGAGAACUGCCUGGACGUCAGGAGGUCCCCCGUGGCUGUGCAGCAUGGCAGCACUGAGCAGAGCCCUGAUCCUACUGGAUGGUACCCUACAUCAGCCCUUUACCCCGGCUCUUUCCCGGUGCUGAUCUGCUUCCCACACUCCAGUGUGACGCUGGGACGCCUCCAGGCCCUGGCUGUCACCUGCAGGACUUGGGUCCCAGUGCAGACUGCAAAUGUGGAUGUUGCCUAGAGUUUACAUAGUAAAUUAUGACCUUUCUUAUCGAUUCUGAUUCACUCUGUGAAUUUUUUUAUACUAAGCAAUAAUUUUCCAAAGCAAGAAAAUUCUGAAUAGAGUUGCCCUUAUCCCCCACUUGGUGUGAACUGAGCGUGUACCAAGGACCUGCAGGGAGCACUGGCUCUUGGAACACCUGUAUUCUAAAAACAGGGCCUUUGAAGGUGAUGUUGCCAAAACUGUCAUAACUCUGAAUUUCUUACCAUGGAGACUUCUCGAGUUUUCCAAAUUUUUACCUCUACCUACUAGUCUUAAUUGAUUGAGAGAGAUGAGAGGCAAUUAGAUUAUUUAAAAUAUAGGUCCAAGGAAUUUAUAAUUUAACAAUUAAAAUCAAACAUUCAUAGACUAUAUGGCCUUCUCAUACAGUAAGCCCAGGAUACGUUUAUGGAUAUUUCAGAGCUGUACAUUUUCACUAAGCUAAGAUUUUAACAUGAAUCCCAUUUUUAAUUUUUAUAUCACUUAUAAUUUAUUGCCAAAAAAAGCAUUUUGUACAUUGAGUGGGGGGCGGGGUAGACUGAACUAUGGUGUUGCAUGGAAGGGGAGACUAUCUCUCAUCAACAUGUGAAUCAGUGUGUUCUUAUGGAAUCUGAAGCAAUACAAAGAAGUUUAACUAAAUAGAUUAAAACUUCAGCCCAUUUUUGAAAUGUCAGCACAUACCGUGUUUUUUGUUUUUACUUAUUAGUUACCAGUGGUAGGUUUUCCAACAUACUUGUUCUAAGAAGUUACGCAAUGAAAUAAAUCAGUGGCAUCCUCUAGAUGACGUGGGGAGAUGACGUGGUUGGCAGAGUGUGUGUAUUUUAGAUCCUUCAGUAUAAGUCAUCUACCCUUCAUUUCCCUCCUAGCCAGAUGCUGAUUUGUGUUAUUCACUGAUCCAUCAUAAAACAGAAAGAGGUAGAGAACGUGCUCCCAGAGCCUCUUGCGAGUCCACAUCCGGGUCAGCAGCUGUCCAUCUUCAGGAUGUGGGAGGCAGGCUUAACUCUGUGGAAUUGACAUCCGCUCUCUUUUAAAUGUCCGGCCCCACUAUUUCAUACAGGCUUUAAGAAAAGUCCUUGUAUGUCUUGCUGUCAUGAAAGGUCUUUCAAAACUCUUUUUAUUCGUACUUCCCAUAGAGUGUUUAUAGUUAAUGACCUGUUACAUAGCUGGCCCCAGGACCAGGUGGAAGGGAGGCAGCUCCUCAUUCUCCUCUACCCAGCCCCUCCGUCACCUGAAAAUUCAAACGGCAUCUUUCAAGUUUUGGGCUUCAGAGCAUUGGCCUUGAGAGAAGUAGCCUUAAAAUAAGAAUGGGUGUACACACUGACUUCAGAAAAAUCGCAAAACAAUAUUCCUAAGUAGUAAUAGGUUGGCUGAAGUUCUGGCUGUUGAAAACUCUAUUUAUUAUGUAAGUUCUAAACGUAUUGACAGUAUUGUACCACCAAAACUUGUUCGGUCCCCUUAAAAGGCUCCAACAGGGGCUGUUAGAUUAUGGUGAUCUGUGGAGGGACAGCUGGGUCCUGACCACAGGACUGGUGCGUCGCAUACCCACUGUUUCUUCCUGUCUGCAGACAAGGACCUGGGCAGUGAUCACACCUACCAAGUCUCACACACCUCCAGGUUGUACUAACCACAGUCGGAAAGAGGUUCACUGCAAUAUAACAGUUAAUGAACUUCAGUUUAAAUUGUGUACAUUUUUAAAUUGUAAGAUUUUUACUGUAUAUUGAUGCAUAGUGUGAUUCAAUAAAUUGCUUGUAAUUUAAAAACUAUUUAAUAUUCAAAAUAAAUAUAGUUAUAUAUUUAUAAA
Messenger RNA from Cavia porcellus (domestic guinea pig), 8158 nucleotides. It is a transcript of the gene Lmtk2, whose product is annotated as lemur tyrosine kinase 2. Bases 308 to 4789 code for a protein of 1493 amino acids. NCBI's taxonomy places the organism in Eukaryota, Metazoa, Chordata, Mammalia, Rodentia, Caviidae. The transcript has 14 exons. Gene Ontology annotation, biological process: protein phosphorylation. Gene Ontology annotation, molecular function: protein kinase activity; ATP binding. The record is from RefSeq and is a predicted model, not a curated record.